GGAGUGGUUGUGGCAGUGGCACAGGCUGCCCAGUGAGGCAGUGGAGUUACUGUCCCUGGAGGUGUUUAAGAAACAUGUCAUUGUGGCAUUGAGGGACGUGAUUAGUGGGGAAAUAGUAGUGAGAGGUAGAUGGUUGGGCAAGAUGAUCUUGGAGGUCUUUUCCCCCCUUGUUCUAAGUUCAUCUUGUAUCUUUUUUUUUUUUCACAGUUCUAAAAGAAGAUGGUGUAGCUCCUGUUUCUUCUUCCAAUAUAGGAAGUUAGCCCAGUCAAAUGAUUCUGUUCCCAUGGGCCUUUAAUAAGGAUCAUUAAAUUUAAAGGAGACAGAAAUGCUGAUCUCCAUCUUGAGAGGAAGCCACUGACUGCCUAGAAAUUAGGAAGGGCGUGAGAAGUCCAGUUGAUCAAAGUGGAAACUUUUUUUCCUGAGAGCCUUUCCACAUCUGGCUUUUGCAGGCUCUCUGGACGCUCCCCGUUGUGCCAUGUUUUGUGGCUUUCUCUGUAGGAAGAAUUUGUCUUGAUGAAGAUUCCUAACAUUGGUAAUGUGAUGAAUAAAUUUGAGAUCCUUGGGGUUGUAGGUGAAGGAGCCUAUGGUGUUGUACUUAAAUGCAGACACAAGGAGACACAUGAAAUUGUGGCUAUCAAGAAAUUCAAAGACAGUGAAGAAAAUGAAGAAGUCAAAGAAACCACUUUACGAGAGCUUAAAAUGCUUCGCACUUUAAAACAGGAGAACAUAGUGGAGCUGAAGGAAGCCUUCAGAAGAAGAGGAAAAUUAUACUUAGUUUUUGAAUAUGUGGAGAAAAAUAUGCUUGAAUUGCUAGAAGAAAUGCCAAAUGGAGUUCCACCAGAAAAAGUGAAAAGUUAUAUCUACCAGCUAAUUAAAGCAAUUCAUUGGUGUCAUAAGAAUGAUAUCGUCCAUAGAGAUAUCAAACCAGAGAAUCUCUUAAUAAGCCACAAUGAUGUUCUCAAACUGUGUGACUUUGGCUUUGCCCGUAAUCUUUCUGAAGGAAGCAAUGCUAACUAUACAGAAUAUGUGGCUACCAGGUGGUACCGCUCACCUGAACUCUUGCUUGGAGCCCCAUAUGGGAAGGCUGUGGAUAUGUGGUCUGUGGGAUGUAUUCUGGGUGAGCUGAGUGACGGACAGCCCUUGUUCCCAGGGGAGAGCGAGAUUGACCAGCUCUUUACCAUUCAGAAGGUGCUAGGCCCACUGCCAGCUGAGCAGAUGAAGCUCUUCUACAGCAACCCACGCUUCCAUGGACUGAGGUUUCCUGCAGUCAAUCAUCCACAAUCUUUAGAGAGAAGAUACUUGGGAAUUUUAAGUGGUGUUUUGCUUGAUCUUAUGAAGAACUUACUGAAGUUAGAUCCAGCAGACAGAUACUUGACAGAACAAUGUUUGAAUCAUCCUUCAUUUCAAACACAAAGACUCUUGGAUCGCUGUGGAAGCUCACCUUCACGGUCAGCUAAAAGAAAGCCUUACCACGUCGACAGCAACACAUUAUCUAACAGAAAUCAAGCCAGCAAAAGUUCUGCUUUGCAGUCACACCACAGAUCAAACAGCAAGGAUAUACAGACACUAGGGGUUGGCGGGCCAAGAGAAGAAGGUCUUCCAGCAAAUGAAAGCUUUUUAAAUGGAAACCUUUCUGCAGCUGCACAUAGCCCAAUGCAUGCGAAGAAAUCAAGCAACCAGCCUGGAUCUGGCAAUAAAGAUCUAGCCAACAAUAACAUGCCACAUCUUCUUAGUCCAAAGGAAGCAAAGUCAAAAACAGAAUUUGAUUUUAAUGUGGACCCAAAAAGUUCUGAUGGUCCGGGCACAAAGUACCUGAAGUCUAACACCAGAUCUCAGCAGAACCGGCACUCAUUUUUGGAAACGUCUCAGAGCAAAACUGGGACGCUGCAGCCCGGCGAUAAGCAUAGUCGCCACAGCUACAUUGAUACCAUUCCACAGUCUUCUAAGAGUCCUUCGUAUCGGACAAAGUCAAAGAGCCACGGGGUUCUGACAGACUCGAAAUCCGUGGGCAACCUAUCUGAGGCCAGGGCUCAGGCUGCAGAACCAAACAGCAGUCGCUAUUUUCCAUCCAGCUGCAUGGACCUGAACUCUCCUACCAGUCCGACCGCUCCCCGCCAUAGCGAUAACAGAACUUUGCUCAGCCCUUCAGGGAGGAAUAACCGCAGCGAGGGUACCCUGGACACCCGAAGACCUUCAACCAGGCACUCCAAAACAAUGGAGGAGUUAAAACUGCCAGAUCACAUGGAUGGAAGCCAUUCCCACUCGCUCUCUGCUCCGCACGAAUCUUUUUCCUAUGGCCUAGGUUAUACCAGUCCUUUCUCUUCACAACAGCGCCCUCAUAGACACUCUAUGUAUGUGAGCCGGGACAGAGUGAGGUCAAAGGGCUCAGAGGGUGGCUUAAGCGUAGGGCAAGGGAUGGCAGCCAGAGCAAACAGCCUGCAACUGUUAUCUCCACAGGUGCAGCAUAAGUCACUCACAAGGUCUGUUGGCUCUUCACGAGAAGACUGUACAGAAGAUACUAAUAGGCAGAGUGACCAGAUUCCAUCAGAAACAAAUUUAACAAGACCUCCAGUAAAAGAUUCCUCCAGAGAUGUUACAGCUGCAUUUCAUUCACGGCGAAAAUCUGAGGGUGGAGCAUAUCAUGAUCCACACACAGAAGAUGGAGCAUCUACUAAGGAAAAUAGAAUUCUGUAUAAUGAAGCUGUUCCAAGAAGAGUUGGCAGUUUUUACAGAGUUCCAUCUCCACGUCCAGACAGCACGUACAUAGAAAACAAUGUGUCAAACAGAGCCUCUGUACUACCAGCAGACAGCAGCACGGUGGCAAACCACUCAAAGAGACAAACCACCUUUGAUACCUGGAAAAGUCCUGAAAAUCUUAACAGUCACUCUGAACAGCUUAAGGAGAAAGAAAAGCAAGGUUUUUUCAGGGCAAUAAAAAAGAAAAAGAAGAAAUCUCAAACCAUGCCUGGCACUGAUGGUCAGGAUCUCCUGGCGUUACAGAAAGCCAUUCAUUCUUCUAAUCACCAGAGCAACAGGCAGAAGGAUUGGCAUCCUGAGAAGAUGACAGAAAUCCAGCCCCAUAGCCAGCCAUUAAAAUCCCUGCGAAAGCUAUUACACCUCUCCUCAAAUCAUUCUGUCCCCGCUGAGCCUCGCUUCCAACCCUUACCCAGCCAGCCGGCCAAACCUGCUUUUUCUGAAGUGCGAAUCCACCCCAUGAGUCAAAGCUCCAGCAGCGGCAGCAGCAACGCACGGCAAGAGCCGCAGCCAAAGAGCCGGCCAACGCUGCAGAUCCCGAGCCAGCUGGAGCCCACCUGGCACGUCUCCCCCGUCAACAGGAGCGCCAGCGAUGGGCCCCCUUACUCUGAGCAGCCGCCUUCCAAGAGCGGACAGAACGGGCACACGUAUAACCGAACAAACCGGUCACGAAUGCCAAAUCUGAAUGAUCUAAAAGAGACAGCCUUGUAAUUGCUCCAGAAAAUCGGCCAGUUCACAUGGAGGUCAACGUAAGGGAGCGGUGGUAGUUCUGGUGAUGGUAAGACUGUACUUUCAGCUUUAUAAAGGUGUGCAAUAUGUACAUGUGGAGCUAUGCUGUUUGGCACCACAUUGAGAGUCAGGGAUUAUACAGUAAAAUGAGUCGAAUUAGGAAUCACUAGUCAUCAGAAAUGUCACUGGACGAGAGGCAGAGUGUGCCAUACAGGGAGAAAAAUGUAUUGCCAUUUUCUCUCAUUUACAUUCCAGCUUUAGAGCACAUCUCUGUUGGAAAGCUGGGAGAUUUCUGGUAUGUGUUGGCACUUAUAAGGGUGAAAACAUUCAUGUGCAGACCUAUGCCCUUACUACAUUUUUUGCUGCCUAGUUAAAACAGUGGGUUUUAUGUGAUAAAAGUGUAUCCCCGUUAAGGGUUUAAAGUUAAAUUGUGUGUCUUAAAUUUGUUUUUUAAACUUCCAUAUUUGAUAGGAUUUGUAAUAUUUAUUUAUGAUGACCUAAUAUCGUACUGUUAUAAUCAUAUCUUUUAUGUUAUAAUGUAAAGUUAUUUUGAGCUGUUUGAAACAUUGUGAAGCAGUGCAACAGCUACAGUAGUUUCUAUAAAAAACUAACGGUAACAUUUAUAUAUUGCAUCAGGAGUAUUUUAUUCUAUAUAUAAAUAUAUAUAUAAAUGGGAAAUAACUGUCUGUUUUUUAAAUAUACUCAUUUAAAAGAAAAGUAUUGUUAUGACACUAUCUGCCAUAUUUUUAUACAUUUGUGAUAUAAAGUGCAGUAUUAUACUUCUAAUAAAAGGAAGUUGAAUGUCGAUAUAAAUGUGACUGUAACAGUAUGAAUCUUGCUCAGCUACGAGAGCCCAGUAUUAUAGGAAUUACUGGUAACAAACAAAAGACAUCAUUCAAUUCCAAGCGUUAUUAUGGGCUAUUUUGUGGGAAGUAUUGGCUAAAUGUAAGAGACUGCAGAACUGUACAAUAAUCUAAAUGUGGUAUGUUCUCCCCUGUGUCCCUAGCUUUCCUAAUAAUACUAAUGAGAUUUCUGCAUCUGCAUCAAGAGACCAGAGCCCCAGAACGACCUGUGUUGGUGGUUGGGUUUUUUUUCGCUCUAAAGAGAUAAAGUGCCCCAGGACUACAAACUAAAGCAGGUGCUUCUCCACUUAAUAGUAGGGGUGAAAACCAAAGAAACAUAGCAUGAAUUGCAAGUGAAAUGCCACACUUUCACAUUUAAUGCAUAGCAUGGCACUGCGGAUCAUGGUAUGAGCUUUUAUGCAUAUGUAUAUUUUACAUCUUGUUAGCAAUCUAUUAACUACUAAGAUAAACACUGUAUUUAAAUUAAAAGUACUCUUGCACUUUUUAUUAUAUUUCAGGAUGUAUUUAAAGCUACACAUCUGAUAUUUGGAUGUUGAGGGAGAAGGUUGCCGUGCAGCUUAAUUUCUCCUUAGAUCUUAAUGUCCCGAUAUUCCCAUACUCAGUUCAGUGACCAGUCUCAGCAAAAUACUAGAUCUUGGGUUCCAGUUUCCUAUACAGCAUUGUCAGAACUGCCUUUACAUUGGUGAACAUCAAGUGUAGCAAAUAUAUAACCUGAUUCCUCUGUUGCUACUGGCAAAAUAAACUAGAGUUGAGUCAUUAGGAGUUAAAAGAAUUAUGCUGGUCUAAACUUUUGUGCAAUAAGAGGAGAGGCAGGCCUGUAGUGUCAGAACAAUACAAUCUUUCCUUUUUAAAUUCAUUCAUUCAUUCAACUCCCUCAUUACUCUGCAGCAUAGUUCCUUUUUCUAUAUUGCGUCCUUAUAAGACACGUGUACCUGCAAAUAUGUUGUCUGUUCCAAACAGAGAUUAACCUGAAUGUAAACUUGAUGAUUUAGCCAUAGAUGUUAACAGAAGUAGCUAGACAGUAAGAGCUGAACUUCCUAUUUUGAUACAAUGCAAAUUGGACGUGACGUUCGGUACCUCUUGAAUCAUACCAAAGUUCUAACAAUUACUAAUUUGGCACCACCACUUUAAAAUCGUUCGUAUAGAGUACAGUAUGAAGGGAUGGUACAUCGGGUUUGUCCAGGGCAAGAAGUAAGUCUAGUAAGUCAGAAAGACUACAAAAUAAUAAGAAUUCUUCGUCAAUUGCCUGCAAGAAAUGUGUGUGUGAUUUUCUAUAGAUAUUUAUGGUAUAUACUAUAUUUAUAUAU
Molecule: messenger RNA, 5653 nt
Organism: Phasianus colchicus (ring-necked pheasant)
Lineage: Eukaryota; Metazoa; Chordata; Aves; Galliformes; Phasianidae
Source: RefSeq, a predicted model, not a curated record